This is a messenger RNA of Drosophila novamexicana, 352 nucleotides long. Its product is annotated as neuropeptide-like 4. The coding region runs from base 24 to 257 and encodes 77 amino acids. The record is from RefSeq and is a predicted model, not a curated record. NCBI's taxonomy places the organism in Eukaryota, Metazoa, Arthropoda, Insecta, Diptera, Drosophilidae. The transcript is spliced from 2 exons.
CAACAGCCCCACACCCAGCCAAGAUGUUCAAGUUUUUCGCUCUGUGCCUGCUCGCCGUCGUCGCUCUGGCUGCCGCCAAGCCUCAGUUCGUGGCCUACAGUGCUGCCGCCCCCUAUGUGGCUGCCACGCCCUACGCUGCGGCCUACACCAGCGGCGUUUACGCCUCGCCCUAUGCCGCAGCUUAUACCAGCGGCGUUUAUGCCUCGCCCUAUGCCUACAGCGCCUAUCCCUACAGCUCCGUGUAUCUGAGACGUUGAGGAUCGUCGGGACAUUCCAAUAUACGGAGUGAACACUGUACCGUUUGUUGCUGAACUUGAAAAUGAAUAUUGAAUAAAACGCGAAUUUCCAACUA